Messenger RNA from Heterobasidion irregulare TC 32-1, 378 nucleotides. RefSeq lists its product as uncharacterized. Lineage: Eukaryota; Fungi; Basidiomycota; Agaricomycetes; Russulales; Bondarzewiaceae. The record is from RefSeq and is a predicted model, not a curated record. The transcript has a single exon. The annotation marks the transcript as partial.
GAAACCACUGAAGCAAAGAUAUUAAUUGACUCAGGAGCAAAAGAACUCCUUAUUGGCAAACAAUUUUGCCAAAAACAAAAAAUACCACUCCAAAAAAUUGACAGAUUUAUUCCAGUAUUUAAUAUAGAUGGCAUGGCCAAUGAAGGAGGAAAAAUCACAGACAAAACAUGCCUGCUGAUAAGGAUGACAAAUGAUAAAGGAGACUACCACAAUAAACAGUGUGAACUACUUGUUACUAACCUAGAAAGAGAAAAUGUCAUCUUGGAGACAGGCUGGCUAUAUGAGCAUAAUCUACAAAUCGAUUGGGUAAAAAACUGCCUUAUGUUCUCUUCAUGCACAGCAAUGUGUAUAGUAAGCCAAUCCAAAUUCACAAUAUAG